This is a messenger RNA of Perca flavescens (yellow perch), 1025 nucleotides long. It is a transcript of the gene c1ql1l2, whose product is annotated as complement component 1, q subcomponent-like 1-like 2. The transcript has 2 exons. Gene Ontology annotation, molecular function: protein binding. The record is from RefSeq and is a predicted model, not a curated record. Lineage: Eukaryota; Metazoa; Chordata; Actinopteri; Perciformes; Percidae. Bases 19 to 807 code for a protein of 262 amino acids.
GCGGCUGCCGUAGGGGUUAUGCUGGUCCUGGUGCUGGUGGUCCUCAUCCCUGUGCUCGUCAGCUCUGUGGGUACAGACGCCAGCCACUAUGAGAUGCUGGGCACCUGUCGUAUGGUGUGUGACCCCUACCUGAACAAGGGUACUCCGGCCAGCAGCACCAGUUCCACCGGUCUCCAGGCUGAAGCAGAGGCGUUAAGCGACCAUAGCAACGUGCUUCCACCCUCCACCUUACAGCACGGCCCACAGGGGAAGCCUGGCAGGCCAGGCAAGCCCGGACCACCCGGACCACCGGGAGAACCAGGGCCACCAGGACCUGCUGGGCCGCCUGGUGACAGAGGGGAUCAGGGAAGGACUGGGAUUUUGGGUCUGGGGGGGGACGGAGCUAUCAGCACAGCAACCUACAGCACGGUGCCUCGGGUGGCUUUCUAUGCAGGGCUUAAGAACCCCCACGAAGGCUACGAGAUCCUCAAGUUUGACGACGUGGUCACCAACCUAGGCAACAACUAUGAUGGCAUUUCGGGCAAGUUCAUCUGCAGCAUACCAGGCACAUACUUCUUCAUCUACCAUGUGCUGAUGAGAGGAGGGGACGGCACCAGCAUGUGGGCAGACCUCUGCAAGAAUGGCCAGGUUCGGGCCAGCGCCAUUGCCCAAGACGCUGACCAGAACUAUGACUACGCCUCCAACAGCGUCAUCCUCCAUCUGGACGCGGGGGACGAGGUUUACAUCAAACUGGACGGAGGCAAAGCCCAUGGAGGAAACAACAACAAGUACAGCACCUUCUCUGGCUUUAUCCUCUACGCAGACUGAAAACAGACAGACACAGAGACAGUCAGACAGGAAGAAAUUGAGAGAAAGAGAUGGGGGUGGUGUGUGUGUGUGUGUGUGUGUUUGUGUGUGUGCGCGCGUGUGUUAAAAGCUGGAAUGCUUUCUAGUUUUCCUAAUUCUCUCCAUCAUCACAGAAACCUCUGCUUCGUACCCAUCAGCCAAGACAUCCAGGCUCUGUAGCCGCGCCUGGAUGCAAAGCU